UAAACCCCCUGUCGAAUCCCCUCCCUCCCCUCCCGCCCCGGCGCUCUCCCGUUCGCCUCAAUCCGCCGCCAAUCCGGCGCAGAUCUCGCGGGGGCUUCGCCGCACCCAGCACCACGCCCUCCACUACGGCCGGCGUCGGCACCACCGCGCCCUCGCUGCCGCUGCAUCGCCGCAUUCGCCACGGCCAGGUGGCCUCCACCAUGGAAUCUGCAGAUUGGUCCUCGCUCCCGGCGGACCUCGUCCGCCGCAUCGCCGACGGCUUCCUGGCCACCAGCGACCUCGACUACUACAUGGACCUCCGCGCCGUCUGCCAUAGCUGGCGCGCCGCCACCGACGACCCAAAGGGCACCCCGGACCCUCGCUUCCGCCCCCGCCACUGGGUCAGCAUCGACAGCUCCCGCAGCAACACACACCUCCUGGUGAACACUGCAACCGGCCGGUUCCUGCGCAAGGAGCUCCCGGUUCUCCGUGACUACUUUAUUGACAGCACCACCCCGGACGGUCUCCUCGUCUUGAUGGACGAUAAAUCCCCUCACAGCUUCAGUGUCCUCAAUUCUUUCACAGGCUACUCGCUCCGUUUCGCGGCGCCGCAACCCGACGAGUUCGUGGACUCUGCUGCUCUCGUCGCCGGUUCUUCGCCCGCAAUCAUCUUGUUAUUCAGGAAGUACAUUGAUGAUGAUGAUGUCCGGUUACGCGAAUCGCCUCGCAGGGUGUACAUGGUUGAACCUGAUAGUGAAUCUUACGCCGUGUCCGAGGACAGGUAUGCUUGCCCUUUGAUCAGGCUGGCUGUCAGAGGUAUCCACACUAUCGGCGAGUUGGGAUCGGUGGCGCCAUUUCCGCUUGCCGUGGCCAGGAGGAUCUUUAAUCUGAUGAGGUUUUUCAAUGCUGAGCCUGUUGAGUCGGAUGAUGAAGAUACCAUGAUGUCUGAAGAAGAAUCCAUAUCGAAGUUUUGGAUAGGAUAUGACAACCGCUGCUACCUAAUGGAGUCUGCCGGAGAAAUUCUGAUCAUCAUGAAGCUAAAAGAUGGCAUGGAGGUUUACAAGAUGGACACUGAGAGCUAUGUACUCGAGCAUGUGCACAACAUUGGUAACCGUGCCAUCUUCCUCCGUGGUUAUUGCAGGUGCAUGUCUGUUAAUGCUGAUAAAUUCCCAUCCAUUGACGCCAACUGCAUCUAUUACAUAAAGAGCGAUGAUUUUUCUCGUGAUUACAUCUACAUGUACAACCUCAAGUGCCGCAGAGAAGAACGAGUCUCUAAAGACAUAUCUCUUGUUUCUCGCCCUUACACAAUUAUUCAACUCCUCUCCAGCCUUGACCUCUGGUAACUUAAAGGGAGUGUAGGCUUCCAUCGCUGUUCAUGGUUGUGUUCUUAUGGUUUUAUGUUACCUUUGUAAUGACAUUGUGUUGGCUUCAGACUUUCAGUAUAUUUAAGCUGAGGCUUCCCCUUUGCUC
Triticum aestivum (bread wheat) is the source of this 1449-nucleotide messenger RNA. RefSeq lists its product as uncharacterized. Bases 201 to 1322 code for a protein of 373 amino acids. The record is from RefSeq and is a predicted model, not a curated record. The transcript has 2 exons. NCBI's taxonomy places the organism in Eukaryota, Viridiplantae, Streptophyta, Magnoliopsida, Poales, Poaceae.